AUGCGCGUGCGCGCGGUGCUCACGCUGGCCGUGCUGGCGCUAGUGUCGGCCGCGCGGGAGCUACGCGUGCUACAGGCGGACGCGCGCACCGCAUUCUACUUGGCGAUCGCCGCGCCGCCCUCGGCCGCAAACGCAGUACGCGCCUUCAAUCGCACCAUCAGCGAAGUGUCGCAAACCUACCUGGCAGGCGAUUAUCCGCUUUAUCUACGCAAUAUCACGUUACAGCCGUUGUACAUAGAACUUCCAGAAGAUGAAAGG
Messenger RNA from Brenthis ino (lesser marbled fritillary), 258 nucleotides. The record is from the annotation of a GenBank genome assembly. NCBI's taxonomy places the organism in Eukaryota, Metazoa, Arthropoda, Insecta, Lepidoptera, Nymphalidae.